Salvelinus sp. IW2-2015 is the source of this 1383-nucleotide messenger RNA. Its product is annotated as syncoilin-like. The record is from RefSeq and is a predicted model, not a curated record. Lineage: Eukaryota; Metazoa; Chordata; Actinopteri; Salmoniformes; Salmonidae. Gene Ontology annotation, cellular component: intermediate filament.
CCGCUCCCCCGUAUCUUAUUUAUGAACACAAACAGAAUAUAUGUUUAUCUGGAGACAGGCAGCUCCACAGAAAAGGUGGUCUAAAGAGGAAACUGUUUGUCUGUGUUGCUAUCUACACUUCUCUGCAUCGUUGUCUAGAAAGUGAUGGAGACACCAAUGGCUGUUGAGGAUCUACAGAGAGGGAGGGAAGUUGAGUCUAGAGAGAACUUGCACUCUGAAGAGGACUAUAUGGAGGAGGCACAUUCUGCGGAGAGCAGCCUAAUGGCAGCACUAACCCACCAUGAGAGAAGCUUGUACGGUAACGGAUUUGCGGUUCAAGCACACAUCACUGAGGUAGUACGCCCCGUGGAGAGGUGUGUGGAAUAUACCUUUGUCCAGGUGCAGGGGAACAUGGACAGUGUGGGGCUGCUCUUUGAGGAGUGCAUCAAGAAGGUGGGCCAUCUAGAAAGUCAAAGGGAUGAAUUGGUACUGGAGCUGUUGCAGCUAGAGCAGCCCAUGCUGCAAGCUACUGUGGCCUUGAGAGGACAGUUGUUAGAGGCACGUAGAGUUCUCACCAGUGUCCAGUUGGAGUUUAUUCAUCUGCAAAUAGAGGUCGGACAGGUGAAGAGUAAGCUGUUUGUCACAGCCAGGGACUGUAUCCAGAGCCAGCUGGCGCUGGCUGCACAGCAGUAUGAGGUGGCCCAGGCUGCAGUCACACAGGAGGAGCUCCAGGCCCAUGUCCAGAAUCUUACCGAGGAGGUAGCCCAGCUUCAGGAAGCCCAGCACAACCAGCUGAACACCCUAAAGGACCAGGCCAGACAACCAUCCCGCCCCCGGGCUAUGAGCGAUGUCACCCACUGCCGACGAGCAUCCUUUGACCUGCAGCAGCGCCUCAGUGGCAGCAUGAGGAAUCUAGAAGGCUGGUACGAGCCACGCCUGCUAGCCCUCCUCCGGAGGAGGCAGGCUGGGGAGGAAACCCUGAGGAGGAGCAGGGAUGUGGGCCAGGACCUUAAGGCCAGACUGGGGCCCCUGAAGGAGCAGACCCAGAGGCUGGAGCUGCAGAGAGCUUGUCUAGAGGAGAGAAUUGCUCUGAUAGAGAGGGAGAGGGUGGAGAGAGUGGCGCAGUAUAAGGAGACUGUGGACUCGCUUGAGGAGACCAUGAGGAAGCUGAAGCUGGAGCUUUGCAUUCAGAAAAAGGCAAACAGACAAUUGGAAGAAUUGAAGAAGGGACUUUUGAGUGAGCUGAACUAUGACAGGGGCUGUAUUGAAGUGAGUGAAACAACUGCUGAAAGGGAGUCCUAACUUUUCCAUACUUAUCAAUGGAAGUAGAAAAGUUAACAAAAUAUCCAGAACGCCUCAGACCUUGAUGGUGCAUUUAGCCAAUGUCAGUUAUUGGUAUACUUA